ACUGGAACAGCUCAACAGAUUUUGCAGUCAGUUCCUGUUAGUGUUUUAUCACUUCUGUAUAAGGUUGUAGAAAGUUUUGUUACUGUUGCUGAUAGAAAGAGAGAUCUCGAGCAAGGAGCUGUGAUUGGAAAAUGCAGUCCACCACUGUACUGAAGAUUAUUUUUGUCACCGUCCUCUGUGGGGUCGUGAAUGGAAAGGUGUUUGAACGGUGUGAACUGGCAAAGAAGCUGAAGAUAUCUGGUUUGGAUGGAUACCAAGGGUACAGUCUGCCAAACUGGGUGUGCCUAUCAUUCUACGAGUCUCGUUUCAACACUCAGGCGGUGAACCACAACACAGACCAGUCCACUGAUUACGGGAUCUUUCAGAUCAACAGCCGCUGGUGGUGUGAGGAUGGGAGGACGCCGCGCUCCAAAAAUGCUUGCAACAUCCCCUGCAGCCGCCUGCUGGAUGAUGACAUCACUGAUGACAUCCAAUGUGCUAAGCGUGUAGUGAGGGACCCAAAUGGAAUGAAGGCAUGGGUUGCCUGGCGUAAGUUCUGUGAAGGUCGGGAUCUUACCAAGUACACAGCUGGCUGUGGAGUUACACCAAAAAAUAACUGGGUGGGCAGUGCAUAAAUUCUGUAACUUUUAGGAAUCUAAAGUAAUCUGGAUUUCAUGUCUUACAAAUGCCUAUUUUUCAAUAUAAUUUUCUAGUGCUACAUUUUUUAUCAUUAAAAAACAAAAAUGCAUGCACUUUUGCUUAUUCAUUUUUGAUUUAUGUAUGAUUGCAGAAAGAGAAGUGAAGGAGCAUGCAAUACUUAGUAAGCUAACAAUGACAGAGCAUUAGCGCUUGUGGGUAAAGCCAGAGUGACAGCAAAGCAGCACUUCUGGUUCCACCCUACAAGCACUCACACUCCAGAAACCACAAUCUUUCUUUGAUUUAUCAUCUGUUCAAUUAGCUUUUUUCCUGUCAAAUACAUUGUAGAGUAGAUUCCUGUUUAAAUCAAUAAAGUGUUCUUUGUGAAUCCCA
This is a messenger RNA of Polyodon spathula (Mississippi paddlefish), 1008 nucleotides long. RefSeq names its product lysozyme C, kidney isozyme-like. The transcript is spliced from 4 exons. NCBI's taxonomy places the organism in Eukaryota, Metazoa, Chordata, Actinopteri, Acipenseriformes, Polyodontidae. Gene Ontology annotation, molecular function: lysozyme activity. Bases 132 to 614 code for a protein of 160 amino acids. The record is from RefSeq and is a predicted model, not a curated record.